AUGAAGAAGGAGCUUCAAGCGAAACCGUGGCUGCCCCAGACCCCGGCGCCCGACAUUACAUUCGUCAAUGCAUCGUUGAUUGAUGUUGAAGCUGGCCAGGUCCAUCCCAACUCGUCGUUCCACGUUCGCGAUGGCAUUAUCGUGGAGGUGUCAACCGGCAAUGCCAUUCCAACUCGCGAAGACUCGUCAACCCAGGUGGUGGACCUCCAUCACCAGUUUGUCUGCCCCGGUCUCAUCGACUGCCAUGUUCAUAUAACGGCUGCGCCAGGAAGCUUUUUGAUCAAGGACCUCUUUGCUGCCAGCCCCAAUGCAAUCGCCUUCCGGUCUGCCUUUGUCGCCAAGGAAAUGCUGCUGCGCGGCUUCACCACCGUCCGUGACACUGGCGGUGCCGAUGCUGCCCUGCGCGAUGCCAUCGCCGAGGGCCUGCUGCGCGGGCCCCGGCUCUUCAUCACGGGCAAGGCCUUGUCGCAGACGGGCGGCCAUGGCGACCUCCGCGCCGGCUAUCAGACAGAGGAGGCCAAAUGCUGCGGCGGCCACACGCCUGGCUUUGCGCGCGUCUGCGAUGGCGUCCCACAGUGUCUCGAGGCUGUCCGCGACGAGCUUCGCCAGGGGGCCGAUUUCAUCAAGAUCAUGUGUGGUGGCGGCGUGGCAUCGCCGUCAGACGCCCUCGAUAUGCUGCAGUUCACGGCCGAGGAGAUCCAGGCCAUCACGACGACAGCGCGAUAUUCCCAGAAAUAUGUGACAGCGCAUGCCUACACCGUCGAGGCCAUCAGGCAUGCAGUCGACAAUGGUGUGCGCGGCAUUGAACACGGCAACUUCAUCGACCGGGAGACAGCCUUAUACUGCAAGGAGAAGGGAGUCGUGUUCACGCCGACGCUGGUCACCUACUACGGCAUGUCGGAGCCCCCGUUUGACCAUUUCCUAAGCGAGGAGAGCCAGAAGAAGAACCGACGGGUGCUGGACAGUGGGCUGGAAGCCCUCAAGAUCCUGCGUGAGGCAGGAGUCACGAUAUGCUACGGCUCUGAUCUGCUCAGCGGGAUGCAUGUCUUGCAGAACGGCGAGUUUCGCAUCCGGGCAGCCGUGUUGCCUGCCGUCGAGAUUCUCCAGUCGGCGACGGUCAAUGCAGCCAAAUUGCUUGGAAUGGAGGGAAAGCUGGGCUGUUUGAAGCCCCAGGCGAUUGCCGACUUCUUAAUCUUAAAUAAGAACCCUCUGGAGGAUAUUACGGUGCUCGAUCGGAUGUCUGACACGCUGCUCGCCAUCGUGAAAGACGGACGCGUGGUGGCCAGCAAGCUGGGCGAGUUGACGCCCGAUCCUUUGUACCGAGACAUGGAAUUGGCAUGA
Rasamsonia emersonii CBS 393.64 is the source of this 1341-nucleotide messenger RNA. RefSeq names its product Xaa-Pro dipeptidase. Gene Ontology annotation, molecular function: hydrolase activity, acting on carbon-nitrogen (but not peptide) bonds. Bases 1 to 1341 code for a protein of 446 amino acids. Lineage: Eukaryota; Fungi; Ascomycota; Eurotiomycetes; Eurotiales; Trichocomaceae. The record is from RefSeq and is a predicted model, not a curated record. The transcript has a single exon.